Molecule: messenger RNA, 4097 nt
Organism: Porites lobata
Lineage: Eukaryota; Metazoa; Cnidaria; Anthozoa; Scleractinia; Poritidae
Source: the annotation of a GenBank genome assembly
AUGUAUCAUCACAGUCUUCGUCAAGAUGUUUUUAUAAAGGACGAGUACCAUUAUUUAAACGUUUCUAAAGUUGGAACGUUUACAGUGUAUGACAGCCUUGACUGCACCUUUGAAUGCCUCGGCGAUCCUUCCUGUUUCUCCUUCAACCUGGCAGCUUACAAAGGAGCAGAUGGAAAGUUGCGGUGUGAGUUGUUAUCCUCAGAAAAGUACAGCAGUCCUGAAGAAUAUAAAAGGAACGAGAGUUUUCAUCACUUUUCCAUCAAGGUGGGGUAAAAUAUUUGCAUAGAGUUUAUUAAAGUAAGAUAUUUUUUGAUAUCCCAGUCUAUGCGACUUUUAAUAACCUGUCACGAACACUAAUCGACGUAAAAGUGACUACUGCACGAUAACAAGUCGGGGUUAUUCAGUCGAAUGUCACUUUCUCCUUUUUUUUCUUACUUCUGCCAUCAACACUUUUACGCAAAACGAAAUUACCUUAAUUAUAUGGCAUUUGACAUCAACCUUUUCUUAAACUAUUUCAGACUCCAUGUAUGUCAUCACCUUGUCAGAACGGAGGCACCUGUGUAGCGAACUAUAAGUAUCACUCGUUCGACUGCCGUUGCAAAGAAGGGUUCUAUGGAGAAUUUUGCGAAGAAGGUAAUUGAUAUUCAGACCGGGACCCCCCUUCAAGUUAGGACAACCAAACUUAGCGGCUUUACCUAAAAUUUAUCUUGGAAAAUUUUAAAGGCGUUGUGACGUGUACGUCAACAUUGAUGUUACCAUGGCAACCGAGUUUUGACAGCCAUGGUUUUCAGAAUUUGCUUUAUCUCUAAACAAAAUAGGUUUAAAUUCAUUUCUUUUUUAACUGAUUGAUUUAUUACGUUAUCUACUUCUUUUUUACAGUUGCCAAGUCCUCAUGCCAAGAUGUUUAUAAUCAGCUCACAGAAAAGUGGGUAAACCUAUGCAUAGUAAUUUAAUUGAUGAGGAUAGAUCACUUAAAGUCCGGGGGAUCAUUCGGAGUGCGUCAGUACUGUGUUUAUAAGCCAAAAAUCAGCCGUCAGGCCUCAAAAACGGAAUACAAUUGUGUUGCAGGGAAAGUCGAUAUCACUUAAUUAAUUGUACAUGUUAGAAUUCGUAUCGUGGCUGAUGAAUUCUAUUUCAGCCUUUGUUCUCCACUCUGGAAACUUAGGGUUAUUAGAGACCUAAACUUGUAAAAACUGUUGAAUUUUUAAAACAAAUGAUUGGUACUGUUAAGAUAAUAAAAACCAUAAUCUGUGAACACCACCAUCCUGCAAUGAAGGCCCUCCAGCAAAAAAAGUUGUUGAUGAAAUGCGGUUGAACCCCGCCGUUUCGUUUAAUACGAACACCCGUAUAAAACGAAUGGUUCGUUUGUACCGACAAAAGUUCAGAUAUUUCAGUGCUCAUAAGUAAACCUGGUUAAUAUGGAAAACAAACACUUUUCUUGUGUCCCGAGUCCCAAACUGUCAUAUAAUAAUUAUCGUAAACUCCCCCGGAAGGUCCUCAAUUAAGUUUUAUAGGGCAAGCUUAGCCCUGGGUCUAACUCCUUACGUUUUAUGCCCAUCAUUUUUGCAGAAAAGGUACUCCCUUCGUAUACCAUUCCAUUCGUCUCUAAUGGUUAAAGGUUCGAGUGGCUUGUUGCAAGCACUUUAUCCCCAGGGGGUACUCAACAAAUUUUUACGGUGAUAAUCCCUGCCCCGAGGUCCACGUCCUUACCUUUUCACAUACCUUUUGGCGGUUGAGGGGUGGAGUGGCUUGUUACAGGCAUUUUAAAAUGAGCUCAGACCAUACAAGGGCCAAUGGGAAGAAAGACUGCCUUAUCAAAAUCAAACUUGCACGCUAUUUUAAUUGGAGUUUCUUUUUUUUUAGUAACAAAAUCGUAUUAACCCACAGAAAUCUGUAGUUAUUUGAAAAAGGUUCAUUGUAUGCAAUUAGUGCGUGGUUGUGACGAGGAAAUAGACAGUGGCAGCUAUAGGUAGCCAGUGGUCACCAGUGACCAUAAAGCGGGGUUGACGACAUGAGAUUUUAAGACUUUCAGAACACAGAAAAGUGUCCGUUCUCCGUCUUAACUGUUGUCCUUAUUAAACGGGUUGGAGAAAGUACGUGAGCUUCAAUAAUUAAAACAUGCAAAACUGACUACUGAAUAUCUGUGUGACAUGUUCUGCGUAGUAGUCCAAAACAACCAAUCCAAGUCUUACAGGUAGCUCGCGGGUAAAAUAGGGGUUCUUGACGUCAGAUGGGAUAAACAUCAUGCGCACCAUUUUCGCGGUUUUUCGGUCGCCCCUUUGCCCUUUUUUCUGAACAUCUGCUACGCUGUUUAGCCAUCUUCGAUGUCCGAAUUUAAUUCCUACAGAACACUUUAUUAAAAUACACUUUAUUACAGUUAGUUGAAGAGCAGAACAGCUUGGUAUCAUAAAGCCAAAAUAAAUAUCAACCUGUGCUGGAGGUGAAAUUAUAUCAGUCCAAAGUACAUUAAUCGUGUAGUAACUCCCAGUAACGUGAUGGGCAACCUGAGAAAUUUAGAUUUAACUAAGACUGUAUUGAAUUCCAUUGAUUCAUUUAUUUUUGUAAGAAAAAGCGAACCUUUUUUUUUUUACAACCAGUUACGGUACAUUCCAUUUUUUCUCUCCGACGGUUAGGAGCUGGAAAAACUAAAAUGAGAUUUCAUUGUGUAUAGGUUAAACGUGACACAGUUGGUCACUCUCCUCCUUGACUCCAAACUAGUUUCAGUUCUCUGUCACUUUGGAAAUUUUGGAUGCGGAGAUGGAGGAUGGACACCGGUCAUGAAGAUGGACGGCAACAAGGUAAGACAUUUGAGUAACUUUUCCCUUAGUUGGCGACGAAAAAAAAUGUGUUAUUAAUAAUUAAAUACAUGCAGGUUUGCCUCUGUCAGCGGUAAUUUUCAAUUAUCCUAGCCUGCGAAUACAGCCGUUUCUCCUUGCUCCUCGUCGCUAGGGACUUUUCAUCAGGAGGAACGUCUGCACCUCAGCGACAGAAAUUCCAUACUAAUGACGUAACAUUAUAAAAUUUUCUGGGGGAGCAUAACUCCAGCCUCCAAGUUUGAGGCGCCUUCGGUGCUCUAACUUUUCUUCUCGUUGGUACAUGCCAAGUCCUUGGAUCUGAAAGAUUUAAGUAUUAAGAACACCUUUAAGCUUCUGGAAUGUCUCGGUCAGUAGCAGAGGUCACCUGCCGUUUCUGUCAGACGAUGUCAAGGUUUUCAUCAAAACGCAGAAGCCUGGUCUCAGUACUUGCGAUUACGCGAGAGUUAAUAAAAUAUAAUUAUAUUCAAUUCGGCAUUUUUCAAUCGCAUCAAUGAUUAAAGAGUGCAGUAUUUGUUUACUUUGUUUUUUAUUGGUGACGGUUAACGCCAUUUCGCCAGCUGUGGCUAAUUUCAUUUUAUAUUAUAAAGCUGGAGAAGCGAGGACGUUCCAGAUAUUCUUUCCAUUGUAAUGGAUCUUUCAUUGCAAAAUCUUUUUUUCCUCUUCUCCGGUAAGGAUUUUGUCUUUAGAAGAAAAAAGAAACCUUAAUUUUCACUUUUCUUUUUAAAGAACAUUUUUCCUAUUUCUUCCUCCUUUCUACUAUAGCAAACAUUUCAUUACGAUACAUCAUUUUGGAGAAACAAAGAAACCUUUAACCUUGACGGAGGGAAGACUGGGUUUGACUUACAAGAGACUAAACUGCCCUCCUACUGGAACACAUCCUUCUCCAAGAUCUGCCUCGGUAUGAAGAUCGGCCAACAGAUCAGGUUUAUUGUCGUCAACCAGCAGGCGAAUUCCUUGUACUCUCUGAUCGCUGAUGGGCAAUACCGCAACACUUCACUGGGUCGCGACACGUGGAAGUCGCUGAUUGGUUCUAAUGCGUCCUUGCAGGAAAACUGUAACAAGGAAGGGUUCAAUGCUGUUUCUGGUAUACCUGGUCAUUCCAAAGCAAGAAUCGGUAUCAUUAAUAACAACCAAGACAAUUGCGGCUCCUGUAACUCUAAAAUUGGAUUUGGCACUGGUGGAAGGCCUGAUGGGAGCAACUCAUGUGGAAACGUGGCUGAAUUGUAUCCAGAUAAUGGCAAUAAGCAUAUUAAGACAAUGGGAUACAUUUUGGUGCAGUAA